AUGGAGGAGGAUCGGGCGCAAACGGAUCUUGGCAUAGCCGCCGAUAUUGAGGCGUCUCAUCGCGAAGAGGAGGCGGUAACCCAGCCAGUGAUGAAGCAGCCGAAGAAGCGCUUCGUAGGCAGAAGAACUGCGGCCGAGGCCGCUGCGAGGAACGGAGGCUCAAACGGAUCUAUCGAGGAUAGCAACUCCAUUCAAGUGGCACAGCCAAAGAGAGGCCCUCGUCUUCUGAACCAAGUUCCUCCAGAUAUUCUUAACGACCCGGCACUCAAGUCUGCUAUUUCCAUUCUCCCCUCGAACUACAGCUUCGAGAUCCCCAAGACAAUCCACCGCAUCCGCUCCUCUGGCGCCAAGAAGGUCGCCCUCCAGAUGCCCGAGGGCCUCCUCCUCUUCGCCACGACAAUCUCGGACAUCCUCACCGAGUUCUGUCCAGGUAUCGAGACGUUGAUCAUGGGAGACGUCACCUAUGGCGCCUGUUGUAUAGACGACUAUACCGCCCGUGCCAUGGGCUGCGACCUUCUGGUGCACUAUGCCCACAGCUGCCUCAUCCCCGUCGACGUCACCAAGAUCAAGACGCUCUACGUGUUCGUCGACAUCAGUAUCGACACUUCGCACCUCCUCGCAUCGCUCGAGCGCAACUUCGCCUCGGGCAAGACCAUCGCCAUUGUUGGCACCAUCCAGUUCAACGCCACAAUCCACGGGGUCCGUGGCACCCUAGAGAAGGCGGGCUUCAAGGUCCUCGUGCCGCAGAUCGCGCCGCUGAGCAAGGGCGAGAUCCUGGGCUGCACGAGCCCGCAGCUCAAGGACGACGAUAAGGUCGACAUGAUCCUGUACCUCGGCGACGGCCGCUUCCACCUUGAGAGCAUCAUGAUCCACAACCCGAGCAUACCUGCCUACCGCUACGACCCGUACUCGCGCAAACUGACGCGCGAGACGUACGGCCACGACGAGAUGCAGGACCUGCGGCGGACGGCAAUUCGGACGGCCAAAACGGCGCGGAAAUGGGGUCUCAUCCUCGGCUCGCUGGGCCGCCAGGGGAACCCGCAUACGAUGGGGCUCAUCGAGAAGCGUCUCAAGGAGCGCGGGAUUCCCUGGGUGAACCUGUUACUGAGCGAGAUUUUCCCGGGGAAGUUGGCCAUGAUGGGCGAUGUGGAGUGCUGGGUGCAAGUUGCUUGCCCGCGGUUGAGCAUCGAUUGGGGGUACGCUUUCCCGCGGCCGUUGCUGACGCCAUACGAAGCACUCGUUGCACUCGAGGUCAGAGAUGACUGGGGUAAGGGGGUGUAUCCCAUGGACUACUACGGAAAGGAUGGUCUGGGGCGGACGAAGCCAGCUCAGCUGGAGGCCAAUGCUUGA
This is a messenger RNA of Colletotrichum graminicola M1.001, 1350 nucleotides long. RefSeq lists its product as uncharacterized. Bases 1 to 1350 code for a protein of 449 amino acids. The record is from RefSeq and is a predicted model, not a curated record. Gene Ontology annotation, biological process: protein histidyl modification to diphthamide. NCBI's taxonomy places the organism in Eukaryota, Fungi, Ascomycota, Sordariomycetes, Glomerellales, Glomerellaceae. Gene Ontology annotation, molecular function: 2-(3-amino-3-carboxypropyl)histidine synthase activity. The transcript has 2 exons.